Phodopus roborovskii (desert hamster) is the source of this 1728-nucleotide messenger RNA. It is a transcript of the gene Ttc33, whose product is annotated as tetratricopeptide repeat domain 33. Lineage: Eukaryota; Metazoa; Chordata; Mammalia; Rodentia; Cricetidae. The record is from RefSeq and is a predicted model, not a curated record. Gene Ontology annotation, molecular function: protein binding. Bases 190 to 978 code for a protein of 262 amino acids. The transcript has 5 exons.
UCCACUUUUCUGGACUGUUGGAGUUUCCCUGGAUGACUUAAUGCAUUUUUAAUAGAAAAUAAAAAUCACAGACCAUCAAGGCCGGGUAGAAGCCCGACGGGAUCAUUUCCGCUUCCGGUGACAAAGGGCAAGAGGCAUGUAAACACGGGACUACGGAGUGGCUUUCAGCAGUUCCUGAGAUUUUCCAGAAUGGCUUCCUUUGGGUGGAAGAGGAAGAUAGGUGAGAAGGUAUCCAAGGCCACGUCGCAGCAAUUUGAAGCUGAAGCUGCUGAUGAGAAGGAUGCAGCUGAGAAUGAGGAUGGGAGCUGGGCUCAUGCCAGCAAACGGAGGAAGGAAACCCUUCAGGAAGGCUGCAAACAGAAGAGCAAACAGCUGAAGGAUGAAGGCGCCAGUCUGGCUGAGAAGAAAAGAUAUCAGGAGGCAAUUCAGAAGUGGGAUGAAGCACUACAGCUGACCCCAGAUGAUGCCACCCUUUAUGAGAUGAAGUCACAGGUCCUGAUGUCCCUUCAUGAAAUGUUUCCAGCAGUACAUGCAGCAGAAAUGGCUGUCAAGCGUAACCCACACUCGUGGGAGUCUUGGCAAACUUUAGGUCGUGCUCAGCUUGGAUUAGGAGAGAUAGUUCUGGCAAUUCGAAGUUUUCAAGUAGCCCUCCACAUAUAUCCAAUGAACCCUGAAAUAUGGAAGGAGGACCUUUCAUGGGCAAGAAAGCUCCAAGAACAGCAGAAAGUAGCGCAGAGGAUUGAAAAAAAAGAAAUUCCACCGGAAGGAGCAGACAUCUCACCAGAGUCAAUCCCUGACUAUGACUUUGAAAGUGAUGAGAUUGUUGCUGUUUGUGCUGCUGUUGCAGAAAAACAGAAGUCGGUGUCUGCAAAUAAAACAAUGGUUAUUGUGUCAGCUUCUGGAACUGUGGAGAUAGUAAAUGAGAAGGAAGAGGGAUCUUCUACCCCAGAUGGCUCUGUCUUUAUCAAAGCCCGAUGAAGCAUACAUAAUGAAAGAUGUUUGAAUCUAGUUUUUUUUUUGGUUGCUACUUAAUGCUUAGAUGACAUACAGAUAUCCACUCUAGCGGAGGAGGGCAAAACUUCUGUUUGUAAACUGAGUCUUUCAGAUGAAGCAUAUCAAAAUCAAGUAGUGGAAUUACUCUUUAGUGAUUGGACUGUGCUUCUAUAAAAGCAAUGUAAACUUAAGGUGAGCAUCUUAAGUGAUGUGUUUUGACUGAUGAGCAUUUAAUUUGACUGUUGUCAGAUUACAUUUAAAGAUACAAUUUGGAAAGUGUGUUCUUGAACAGUGAUUAACUCGACAGGCAGUGUUAUUAUGAUGUAGACUUGCAGACUUUUGUUUUAUGAUAAAGGAAGUAUGUGAUUUCUUUCCCUCCUAGAAACCUGUUGUCUCUUCCAGUUUUUCUUGCUUCACUAGUGUAAGCUUAUAUGUUUGUGACAUUCAUCUUGAUUCGAAGUUAUCAAUUGGUUAUAUUUGAAAGUUUGCCUAAAAUGCAUGCAAAUGUGUGUAUCCUGAACAUUUCUUUGAGUUUUUUGUUCUAAUUUGUACUUCUGUUUUGACUUCAAAGGUAAAAAGUAGUAACUGUCUUCUUCAGUAUUUGCUACCUAUGAAUACUGACAUGUUAGAAUGAUGUUUCAUUCCAUUGUUAAAGUCGAGUCAUCUUUAUCACCUCAGUCAUUUGUAAAGGUGAAUGGCAUUUGCAGAUUGUCAGUAAAUUCUGCUCUUACAUUA